This is a messenger RNA of Mercurialis annua (annual mercury), 1907 nucleotides long. RefSeq lists its product as uncharacterized. The coding region runs from base 217 to 1497 and encodes 426 amino acids. The record is from RefSeq and is a predicted model, not a curated record. The transcript is spliced from 7 exons. Lineage: Eukaryota; Viridiplantae; Streptophyta; Magnoliopsida; Malpighiales; Euphorbiaceae.
AUGGACAGUCGCCCAUUUGUCCGUAUCUAUCUCACUCUGGGUGCGCAGGAUAACCAAGCCAAUCCCCCAAAUAAACAAUCUUAAAAAGAUCAUCCACUAGUGUCACUCAACUCCACUCAUUCCCAUCCAUGGUUGAAAAUCUGAGUCGAACCUUCUUUUUGGCGGUCUCUAACACAACUCCAGCAACACCCUUUUCAUAAUUGUCAGUCUGCAACUAUGGAGAACAAUCAUUUGACAGUGAAAGAAAAUUACAAGAGUUUCAUUGGUUUGUUCUGUUUCUUGUUGGGGUUUCUGGUUUUUCAUGUGUCGUUUGCAGAUGUUGAGCAGACAAGAAGUGGUUUGUCUCAGCAGAGAGUUGAUGUUCGUAGUCAGUUAAAGCGUUUGAACAAGGCUCCUGUUAAAUCCAUCAAGAGCCCCGAUGGAGACAUUAUUGACUGUAUUCAUAAGGCUCAUCAACCCGCUUUGGAUCAUCCUAUACUCAAAGAUCACAAAAUUCAGAUGAGGCCAAAUUUCCAGCCAGAAGGACUAGUGAGUGAGAACAAGGUUAAUGGUAAUGAAGAAAGAACAGAACCUAUUACUCAAUUAUGGCACUUAAAAGGAACAUGUCCAGAAGGAACUAUUCCUGUUAGAAGAACUAAAAAAAAGGAUUUAUUAAGAGCAAGUUCUGUCAAAAAGUAUGGGAAAAAGAAACAUUUUUCUGCUCCUAAACCAAGGUCUGCAGAGCCUGAUCUCCUUACUCAAAGUGGCCAUCAGCAUGCAAUAGUUUAUGUGGAAGGAGACAAGUACUAUGGAGCAAAGGCAACUAUAAAUGUAUGGGAACCCAAAAUUCAACAGCCUAAUGAGUUCAGCUUAUCUCAAAUUUGGAUCUUAGGUGGUACUUUUGGUCAAGAUCUUAACAGCAUUGAAGCUGGCUGGCAGGUUAGUCCAGAUUUAUAUGGAGAUAACAGAACUAGGCUCUUCACUUAUUGGACUAGUGAUGCAUAUCAAGUCACAGGCUGCUACAAUCUUCUUUGCUCAGGCUUUAUACAAAUCAAUAAUCAAAUAGCAAUGGGAGCUAGCAUAUUUCCUGUUUCUGGUUAUGGUAAAUCUCAAUAUGAUAUCAGCCUACUUGUUUGGAAGGACCCCAAAGAGGGCAAUUGGUGGAUACAAUUUGGUAAUGACUAUGUGUUAGGAUAUUGGCCAGCUUCACUCUUCUCCUACCUGUCAGACAGUGCUACCAUGAUUGAAUGGGGUGGUGAAGUUGUUAACUCUGAAUCUGAUGGCCAACACACUACCACUCAAAUGGGCAGUGGCCAUUUCCCUGAACUAGGGUUUGGAAAAUCCGGUUAUUUUAAGAACAUUGAGAUUGUUGAUGCAUCCAAUAAUCUCAGGGCUCCUAAAGAUAUUGGCAUUUUUACUGAGCAAUCUGACUGCUAUGAUGUUCAAACUGGCCAUGAUGGUGAUUGGGGUAACUACUUUUUCUACGGAGGCCCCGGCCGAAAUUCCAACUGCCCGUAAUCUGUGUUGCACGGAAAGUUAUCGAGUCUUAUGUUUUGGCGUUUGUUUUCUAAAGUUUUUGAAAAUUCCGAAACUUUAUAUUUAUAACAUAUUUUUAUAAAAAAUAUUGUUUCCACGUUUGCCGUUGUUUCUAUUUCCGUGCAACACAGACGACGAACAUUUGUAAUUGAUUUGAUGUCUCUUUUUCUUCUAGUGUCAUAAGGGUUGCCUGUGUCUGUAUUCUAUUCUUCUGUAUUAUCAUUAGUGUUCACUAUUUAUUAGUGGUAUAGUGUUUUUUAGGCUAGUAUUCGACUUGUAAUACUUAUUUAGUUUUCCACCUUCGCUGCAAGUGUAAAUUAGCCCUUUCAAGUUAUAAGAAAGGGAGAUGGUGUGAUUCAUAUAUUUGAGACGAAGCAAUCACCUCUUGUGAA